Messenger RNA from Diospyros lotus (date-plum), 829 nucleotides. Its product is annotated as protein CURVATURE THYLAKOID 1A, chloroplastic. Lineage: Eukaryota; Viridiplantae; Streptophyta; Magnoliopsida; Ericales; Ebenaceae. Gene Ontology annotation, cellular component: chloroplast thylakoid membrane; thylakoid. Bases 135 to 701 code for a protein of 188 amino acids. The transcript is spliced from 5 exons. The record is from RefSeq and is a predicted model, not a curated record.
GUGUUGGAUUCCAACCCCCCAAAAAAAAUCUUCCAACUUUCUGAACUCAAAACUUGAAAAUCAGAAGCAGAGAGAAAGCGUGUGAGGAGAGAGAGAGAGAGAAUAGGAUUUUAUUUCUGGGGCUGCAAGUUGGUAUGGCAUUGGCAACAACCACCGCUUCCACUUCCAUGGCGGCCACCGCCGUAUUCCUCCCUUGCCGGCUGCCAGCCACUGCCAAAACGCCCCGUUGCUCCGUUCUGCCCUACCUUCCUCCCCAGCCUCGCUUGUCCACCGCCCCAUCCUCCCCUUCCUUGAAACACCUCUCAGAAUCCCGGAGGUUUUCUCUGCUCCAAGUCAGAGCCUCAGAGGAAUCGUCCCCUCCCGUUGAUGCUGGGGAGUUAUUCAGCGAUCUGAAGGAAAAGUGGGAUGCAGUAGAAAACAAAUCUACAGUAAUUAUUUAUGGAGGCGGGGCUGUAGUCGGAGUUUGGCUAGCUUCAAUUGUUGUUGGGGCCAUCAACUCUGUCCCUCUGCUUCCAAAGAUCAUGGAGUUGGUAGGGCUUGGAUAUACCGGAUGGUUUGUCUACCGAUACCUCUUGUUCAAGCAAAGUAGAAAAGAGCUGGCUACGGACAUUGAAGCAUUGAAGAGAAGAUUGCCGGAACCGAAUAGAAGCCAAGGACCGGGCGGGCUGCGGGGUUUGAACAAUCUGAAAUGUCCUUUAUGAGAGGCUUAUUAUUGUCCUGUAAUGUUAGAAGAGGUCGUCCAUUUAUAUGUUUAUGUACCCUACUACUACUACUACUCUUGUCCUACCAUUACUCAUCUUUGAAAUAAGACUCCGUAAUUCUGAUUUCA